This is a messenger RNA of Rhopilema esculentum, 1244 nucleotides long. Its product is annotated as queuosine 5'-phosphate N-glycosylase/hydrolase. Lineage: Eukaryota; Metazoa; Cnidaria; Scyphozoa; Rhizostomeae; Rhizostomatidae. The record is from RefSeq and is a predicted model, not a curated record.
CUCACGUUCAAAGUCUGUUGUCAGUGUUGCUGCUGUUGUAUCUUGGAAGCUUCGAUCAAAUUGCAUGAAGUAAUAAAUUCGAUUAAAUUGCAGCUUGCAAAUGCCAUGGAUGUAUUGUCUCCAAGAGAAUCUGCUAAGUUUAUAGCUGCAAGGAGCAAACAUGUUGAGGUUGUUUAUGAUGAAAUCCAGUCAGCAUCAGAAGUAAUAUUGAAGAGAAUGACCGAGGCAAAAUAUUCAAUGAAAACAUGGAAAAGCCAUAAGAUGCACCCAAAGGCAAUGGACGAUGAUGCACUUCAAUGGAUAUUUGUUGUUGAUUGUUUGAAUUUCUCCUUUUGGGUUUACAAAGACAAAGAGCCAUAUGCUGUUGAAUAUAAUGGAGAAGUUUACAAUGACUAUGAAGCUCUUUGUGCUGUUGUGAAUAGAGCUUUAGAGGAAGAUGUGCCAAUUACCACACCAGAGUAUUACAAAAGCCUUACUGUAGAAGAUGCAAGAAGAAUGUUUCGUUCAGCGAAUGAAACAGAGCUUCCACUUAUUGAAAGGCGAGUUGCACAUCUAAGGGAGGCUGGGGAAAUUCUAAGCAAACAUUUUGACAAUUCAGUAGGAAAUCUAAUUUCGACUUGCAAUAAGUCUGCUGUCACACUUGUUAGGAAAAUAGUUUCCAUGUUUUCAUCCUUUAGGGAUGAGGCUUUCUAUAAUGGAAAGCAUGUCUCUUUUUAUAAAAGGGCACAGAUAUUUGUGGCUGAUGUUUGGGCAUGUUUUGAGGGGGAAAAGUAUGGUCAUUUCAAUGAUAUCACAGAGCUUACAAUGUUUGCUGACUAUAGAGUUCCACAAUGUUUACAGUUUUUGGGAAUUCUGAGAUAUUCAGCUGACUUACAACAAAAGAUAGAAAAGGAAGAAGAAGUACAGGCAGGAUCAGAGGAAGAGGUUGAAUUAAGAGGUUGCUCAAUCCAUGCAGUUGAAUGUCUAUUAAACACAAUGAACAAGAAUGGAAAUAUAAAUGGGGGGAUAAAUUUUGGUAAAUCAAAUCUGAAUUCCAUCAUAAUAGAUUAUUAUUUGUGGGACUAUGCCACCAUGAACUCUGAUAAAAUGAUGAAGUUCCCAGAACAUAGAACUCGUACACACUUUUAUUGAACAACAAAUAGAUUUGUUAUGAUUAUUUUUUUAAAGUUUGAUGAUUUAAUCUUUCUAGAAAGUUCAUGUAUGUACAAACUGGAUUUUUAAGAAAAUAUAGAAUUAUUAUUGUA